UUGCUCACAGAUUUUAUCCUGAUGGCUGACUCGAAACCACUCUUCUCCCUUGAUGGGGACCCGAUGGCUGCCGAAGCCUUGCUCCGGGAUGUGUUUGGGAUUGUGGUGGAUGAGGUCAUUCGGAAAGGGACCAGUGCUUCGGAGAAGGUCUGCGAGUGGAAGGAGCCAGAAGAGCUGAAGCGGCUUCUGGAUCUGGAGUUGCGCAGCCAGGGCGAGGCACCAGAGCAGAUCCUGGCGCGGUGCCGGGCGGUGAUCCGCUAUAGCGUGAAGACCUGUCACCCGCACUUCUUCAACCAGCUCUUCUCAGGGUUGGAUCCCCACUCUCUGGCCGGGCGCGUUAUCACUGAGAGCCUCAACACCAGCCAGUACACUUAUGAAAUUGCCCCGGUGUUCGUACUCAUGGAAGAAGAGGUGCUGAAGAAACUCCGGGCCCUGGUGGGCUGGAGCUCUGGGGAUGGGGUCUUCUGCCCUGGUGGCUCCAUCUCCAACAUGUAUGCCAUGAACCUGGCCCGCUAUCAGCGCUACCCGGAUUGCAAGCAGAGGGGCCUCCGGGGACUGCCACCCCUGGCGCUCUUCACAUCAAAGGAGUGUCAUUACUCCAUUAAGAAGGGAGCUGCUUUUCUGGGACUUGGCACCGACAGUGUCUGGAUAGUCAAGACAGAUGAGAGAGGGAAAAUGAUGCCUGAGGAUCUGGAGAGGCAGAUCAGUCUGGCUGAGGCUGAGAACCUGCUCAGGCGCUGCCACGGCUCCCAGGCCAGCUACCUCUUCCAGCAGGACAAGUUCUAUGACGUGGCUCUGGACACCGGAGACAAGGUGGUGCAGUGCGGCCGCCGUGUGGACUGUCUGAAGCUGUGGCUCAUGUGGAAGGCUCAGGGCGGGCAGGGGCUGGAGCGGCGUGUGGACCGGGCCUUUGCCCUUGCCUGGUACCUGGUGGAGGAAUUGAAAAAGCGAGAAGGAUUUGAGUUGGUUAUAGAGCCUGAGUUUGUCAACGUGUGUUUCUGGUUCGUGCCCCCCAGCCUGCGGGGGAAGCAGGAGAACCCAGAUUACAGUGAAAGGCUGGCUAAGGUGGCCCCAGUACUCAAGGAGCGCAUGGUGAAGGAGGGCUCCAUGAUGAUUGGCUACCAGCCCCAUGGGACCCGGGGCAACUUCUUCCGUAUGGUUGUGGCCAACCCUGCACUGACCCGGGCCGAUAUGGACUUCCUUCUCAAUGAGCUGGAACGGCUAGGCCAGGACCUCUGA
Molecule: messenger RNA, 1239 nt
Organism: Puma concolor (puma)
Lineage: Eukaryota; Metazoa; Chordata; Mammalia; Carnivora; Felidae
Source: RefSeq, a predicted model, not a curated record